AUGUGCACAGACGGGGAGCAACGCGACGCUUUCCUCAGCGCUCAGGAUCCAGCUGUAGAUCAGGAGCUCGCUGAUCUACUCUACUCUGUACUUGGAUCACGACAUCUUGACCCAGUCCAUGCACCCAUCUUGCGCGCUCUCCUCAAGUUGUCGGAGAAUACUGAUCUCUUACCUCAACGCCUGGCCCACAACAGCCUGCAGGUUGCGGGUGGUCCACCCAUCCAUAGCACUAGAAUUAGCAAGAUCCAUAGAGGGAAGGUGGACGACCGUGUGGUGGCGGUCAAGGUUUCCAACCAUUCACCGGAGCUGGAGCUAGGGGAGUACUUGAACAAGGCGUUCAAGCGAGAAGCCAUCAUCUGGAGUCAGCUGCAUCACCCUAACGUGCUGCCUUUCUACGGCCUGUUCCAGGCGGAGGGAGAACAUUUUUACUCCCUCCUCUCACCUUGGAUGGAUAAUGGAAACAUCACGGACUUCCUCAAAGCGGAACCACAAACUGAUCGACAAGAACUGAUCUUCGACAUCGCCAGAGGCCUAGAAUACCUCCAUAAUCUUGAUCCGCCUGUAAUUCAUGGGGAUCUUAAACCGGUAUGCCUGUUUAUCGUCGCUGGAGCAAUGUUCACUCACCGUCCACCGAAGAAUAAUAUCUUCGUCACUGCCAACAAGCGCGCUUGUAUUGGCGACUUUGGUCUAGGCAAACUCCCUCGAGACCCCAAAUGGGGCAUAUCACGAAGUUCCAGCCUUUUUGCUGGGAAUGAACUUUACUGCGCUCCAGAACUCCUCGAAGAGAUUAUCGAAGGAGAGGCGGAAUCUGUCAGUGAUGCCACAGAGGAUGACCAACUGGGAUACAAGACGCUUGCUAGUGAUGUCUAUGCAUUCGCCUGUAUUUGUUACGAGGUUUAUCAUGGCAAACCUCGAUUUUUUGAUCUUCACGGCCUCAGGCGUUGGAAAGCAAUAGUUGGGCUAAUUGAUGAUCCAACCCACAAGCCUGGAGGGAUGAGCGACUUGCUAUGGCACUGGGUUGAAUGCUUCUGGGAUCGCAACCCUGCAGCAAGGCCAUCAAUUUCAGCGUUCGUGCAGGCAAUGUGUCCGACUCCUCUCAACAAUCCUUACAAGUACGACACGGCCUGGGAUUGGACGUUCCUGCAAGACUCACCUAAUGACUAUGAUGGCUCAAUGAAGAAGGUCAGACCUGAGGAAUUGACCGACAAUGACAUUGUGAUCGCAUUGAUGGGGCCUACUGGCACAGGGAAAAGCACUUUCAUCAAUUGCGCACUGGGUGACGAUGUUGCUAGGGUUUCUGGCUCCGUCAGGUCGUGCACUUCGAAGGUCGAGCUGUUCGCGUGCUUCCACCCGGAUAAACCAGAGCAACGAGUUUUCUUUGUGGACACUCCCGGUUUCGACCAUACCGAAGACGUUAGCUCCGAGAAGCAGACGCUGGCACAAGUCGCAGAUUGGCUGAUAAAAACGUACAAAGAAAACAUCAGGCUCAGCGGUGUCCUCCACUUCUGUAGCGUCACUUCAGCACGUUUCUCAGGCACCGACCGAGUGAAUCUCCGCGUUUUCACUGAACUAUGCGGUCCGGAAGCUUUGGAUAAUGUCGUCAUUGUAUCGACUGGAUGGGAAGACCUCGAGACUGAUGAGCUAGUAACACUCGGCGAAAAGCGUGAAGAGCAAUUGCGAAACACGUUUUUGGAUGACGCUGGCCUUGACCAAGUUCGCUACUGUCGCUUCUCGGAGAGGACAACGCAGAGCGCUUGGCGUAUCAUCGACCUGUUCCAACAACAAGGCAAUCAACGAAGGCCACUCCUGAUACAAACAGAGGUCGUCGACAAGCGGCUACCGCUAUCGCAAACCUCGGCUUUUCAAGCCAUUCGUAGAAGAUGGAAUAAAUGGGCCAAAUCUUGGAAAGGCCCAAAGCUCUUGGCUUAA
This is a messenger RNA of Coprinopsis cinerea okayama7#130, 1929 nucleotides long. Its product is annotated as TKL/TKL-ccin protein kinase. The record is from RefSeq and is a predicted model, not a curated record. Gene Ontology annotation, molecular function: protein kinase activity; GTP binding; ATP binding. Bases 1 to 1929 code for a protein of 642 amino acids. NCBI's taxonomy places the organism in Eukaryota, Fungi, Basidiomycota, Agaricomycetes, Agaricales, Psathyrellaceae. The transcript has 9 exons. Gene Ontology annotation, biological process: protein phosphorylation.